AUGGAGGAUCCAGAGACCAGGCCCAUCGCUUCCGGGGCAAUUGCUCCAGCACUCACUGGUAAUGACGGCCCUCAUAAAGGCGACGUGCUCGUAAUCGAGCAGACUCGCGGUAUCACAAUCGCAGAGCACGAGACCACCUUCCUGGAAGCUAUCCGGCAAUGGCCGCAGGCUGUGGGAUGGGCAUUCCUUUUCUGUAUCGCGGUUGUCAUGGCGGGAUUUGAUGCGCAGAUUAUUACCACGUUCUUUGCGCUACCUGCUUUUCAGCAGCGAUUCGGGUAUGAGUAUAAUGGCCAUUACAUUAUACCGGCUCCAUGGCAGAUGGCUUUGAAUAUGGGAAACCCCAUCGGCCAGGUGCUUGGAGCUCUUGCCUGCGGCUGGCCUCUAGAAAAGUUGGGACGGCGGUUGACACUGGCUUUGUGCUGUGUAUGGUCCAUAGCUUUCGUUUUUGUCCAAUUCUUCUCUAAUAGUAUCGGUAUGCUCUGCGCCGGAGAGAUUCUCGGAGGUCUUGCAUACGGAUUCUAUGUCGUUAUUGCGCCCACAUAUGCAUCUGAGAUCUGCCCUCUUGCUCUUCGUGGUGUUCUCACAGCAUCAGUCAAUCUUGCUUUUGUAAUCGGCCAGUUUAUCGCACAGGGAGUGGCGGCAGGCCUCGAGAGCCGACUGGACGAAUGGGCCUACAAGGCGCCUUUUGCCAUUCAAUGGGUCUGGCCUGUGGUGCUACUUGUUGGUCUUGUAUUUGCACCCGAAAGCCCGUAUUGGCUGGUACGCAAGGACAGAAUUGAUGAUGCUCGCAAGUCAUUGUUGAGACUCUCGUCGGCCAAGAAUCGUCCGGAUAUUGAGGGAAUGCUUGUGAUGAUUGAACAAACCGAUUUUCUUGAGCGAGAAAUCGAGGCUACAACGACUUACUGGGAUUGUUUCAAAAAGGCGAAUUUAUUCCGUACCGAGAUAUCCGUCAUGGUAUAUCUCAUACAGGUCAUUGGUGGUAAUCCACUGAUUGCUUAUGCUACUUUUUUCUUUGAAACGGCAGGCUUGGAUCCUGCUCAAUCUUUUAACAUGGGUGUCGGUAAUACCGCCCUCGGGUUUGUAGGAACAUGUUUAUCAUGGCCAUUGAUGCUCCGCUUCGGUCGCCGCACAAUCUACAACAGCGGCAUGAUUCUCAUGACUAUCAUCCUCUUCGUCAUCGGCUUCCUAGAUCUUGGCCGCAAUAACACCGGCGUUGUCUGGGCCCAGGCCUCUCUAAUGGACAUAUGGACCUUCAUCUACCAGACUACAGUUGGCCCGAUAUGCUUCGUAAUCAUAUCAGAGAUCUCCGCAACUCGUCUACGUGGACGAACCAUUGCCAUAGCUACUGCCGUCCAAGCUGCUGCCAAUAUCGUCUUCACGGUUGUGUUACCAUACAUGCUCAACUCUGAUGAAGGUGACUGGCGUGGCAAAGCUGGAUUUCUCUUUGGGGCUAUUAGCUUUGCCUGCUACGGGUGGUGUUAUUUCAGAUUGCCGGAAUCGAAAAAUAGGACAUUUGAGGAGUUGGACAUCCUAUUUGAGCGAAAGGUUCCACCUCGUGAGUUCAAGAAUUAUGAUCUGUUGGCAAGUGAAGGUGAGCAUGUUGCGUGGGGAUGA
Molecule: messenger RNA, 1614 nt
Organism: Talaromyces amestolkiae
Lineage: Eukaryota; Fungi; Ascomycota; Eurotiomycetes; Eurotiales; Trichocomaceae
Exons: 4
Coding region: 1-1614 (537 amino acids)
Biological process (GO): transmembrane transport; carbohydrate transport
Cellular component (GO): membrane
Molecular function (GO): carbohydrate:proton symporter activity
Source: RefSeq, a predicted model, not a curated record